Messenger RNA from Aspergillus bombycis, 384 nucleotides. RefSeq lists its product as uncharacterized. Lineage: Eukaryota; Fungi; Ascomycota; Eurotiomycetes; Eurotiales; Aspergillaceae. The transcript is spliced from 2 exons. Bases 1 to 384 code for a protein of 127 amino acids. The record is from RefSeq and is a predicted model, not a curated record.
AUGAACCCCUUCCAGUACCGAGAAAGCUCGGUUCCCAAACCUAUGUUCCUCGUCCAUGCGGUGAUGGCUUUAGCUGGUCACCAUGUCGAAAGCACAUCCACCGACACCCAUCGUCAUGCCGCACUUCAGUCACUCCGCCAGAACCUUGACAGGUACAACAGUACAACACAUAGAGAAUCUAUCCUUGAUACCAUUAUCAUCCUGUUUUCACUAGAUGAAACCCAGUCUGCCCUCGGAACUUGGCGAACCCAUCUCCUGGGAGCAUACGGCCUUUUCGAAGCUUGCGGCGGCAUUGAGAAGUGGGCCACCUCCGCUAGGACACAAGUGCAAAUAGGAAUACUGUUAUGGUACUUGAAACCCGCCUUCUUCCUUAACGAACUGUAG